UCUGGUCACAGCAGGGGCUGGGUUUCUAAGGCAGGCGUGAUCUUUCUCUUCCUACAGACGCCACUGCCGCUAGUGUCUGCGCUGGGCACAGGCAGGGGCAGAGCGCGGGAGAGACAGCGGCUGGCGGGAGGGUUCCCGGCUCUGCAGGCACGCAGCCAGCCAGGGCCUGGAGAGGGUCCCCGACAUCAUGCGAUGCAGGAAGAGAGCGCAAAUGAUAUGGAAUGUGUACAGCUGCCAACAGAGACACUGCGACAAGUGACCAUUCAGCGAGACCCUAUAUAUGGCUUUGGCUUCGUGGCCGGCAGUGAGAGGCCUGUGGUGGUUCGAUCUGUGAGGCCAGGAGGCCCCUCUGAGGACAAGCUCCUGGCUGGUGACCAGAUUGUGGCUAUUAAUGAGGAGGACGUGAGUGAAGCCCCCAGGGAGAGGUUCAUAGAACUCAUCAGGAGUGCUAAGGAAUCCAUCGUUCUUACAGUUCUGCACACUCAUCAGUCCCCCAAAUCUGCUUUCAUCAGUGCUGCAAAGAAGGCCAAGCUGAGGUCCAAUCCUGUGAAGGUCCGAUUUUCUGAGCAGGUGGCAGUUGGAGAAACAGAUGCAAAAAUGAUGAAGAAGGAAGCACUCCUCCUCAUCCCCAAUGUCCUGAAGGUUUUCCUAGAAAAUGGACAGAUCAAGUCAUUCACAUUUGAUGGCCGGACCACUGUUAAGGAUGUGAUGGUAACUUUACAGGACCGUCUCUCCCUGAGGUACAUUGAGCAUUUUGCUCUUGUCCUUGAGUAUACUGGGCCAGAACAGAAUCACAAGUUCCUGAUUCUCCAGGACAAGCAGCCACUGGCUUAUGUGGUACAGCGGACACACUAUCAUGGAAUGAAAUGCCUCUUCCGAAUAAGCUUCUUUCCCAAAGACCCCGUGGAGCUGCUGCGUCGGGAUCCUGCUGCUUUUGAGUACCUAUACAUUCAGAGUCGUAAUGAUGUUAUCCGAGAACGCUUUGGAAUGGAUCCCAAGCCAGAGAUGCUUUUGGGCCUUGCUGCCCUCCACAUCUAUAUCACUGUGUCAGCCACUCGGCCUAGUCAGAAGAUCACACUGAAGAAUGUAGAGAAGGAGUGGGGCCUGGAACCCUUUCUUCCCCCCACCCUCCUGCAGGGCAUCAAAGAGAAGAACCUUCGGAAAUCUCUCUCUCAACAACUGAAGGCCCACCAAAUGCAUCCUUCUAGCAGCACCAAGGGCUCCGCAAUUCAAGCAAAGCUCCAGUACCUUCGAAUUCUGAAUGAACUUCCGACCUUCACUGGUGUUUUAUUCAACACUGUAGGCCUGGAUGAGAAGCAGUCAGCCACCACUCUCCUGGUGGGACCCCGUCAUGGUAUCAGCCAUGUUAUUGACCUCAAAACCAACCUCACCACUGUGCUGUCUGAGUUCAGCAAGAUCAGCAAGAUCCAGCUGUUCCGGGAGAACCAGGGCGUGGCCCGAGUAGAGACCAGUAUCAUGGAUGCCAAGCCUCUGGUGCUGUUGAUGGAGUGGCCUGAAGCCACCAACUUUGCCUGCCUGAUUGCGGGGUACUGCCGCCUUCUGCUGGAUUCCAGGAAGAUGGUCUUCUCCAGGCCUGCCAGCCAGCCUCUUCCGCCUCCUAUGAUAAAGGCAGAUCACAUGCACAGCGCCCAUCGCCCUGUCACUGGGGGCCACCUGGGGAAAAAGGAGAGUAGUUAUGUGGGCAGCGUGGGCGCCAGCCCUAGGAAGUCGAGCCGAUGCACGACGCCGCCUGCCGACUCUGAGCUUGUCAGCUUCUGCUACCUCCACAUGCGGGAACAAAGGAAGGAGCAAGAAAGCAGGACGAAUGUCAACGAGAACCUAAUCUUCUUCGAAGAAACCAGGCCCCGGACCAAGUCCGACCCCACAUCCAAAAGCUCGGGCCAAGGUUAUGAGGUGAUUCCCGAUGACUUUGAUGCAGCCAGCCUAGACCAUGAGCCUUGUGCCAGCAGGGCCCGGUCCUACACUUUGGACAAUUCCCUUGGGGCUGAAGCCCUGAAUUUCUACUGUGACUCUUGCAAAGUCAAACUCCAGGAGCAGCUGGGGCCUCGAAAAAGUGGGAGGCCUGGCUCCUCUCGGGACAAUAUGGUAGAUUUAAUGUCCCUCCCACCACCAGGAAGUGAGGAAGAGGAGGAAGAGGAAGAUGAGACAACUUCUCUGUUGCCAGCCAUUGCGGCCCCACCCCCUGGAUUCCGUGACAACAGCUCUGAUGAGGAUGAUCCCAAGCGCAGGGCUGUUCAAAGUCAGGAGCAAGGACGUCACCUGCGUGGGCUCCUGUAUGAUGAGAUUCCAGUGACACUAAUCGACAGUGUACAGACCCGGACAGUACGAGAUCAUGCCCAGGAGCUAGAUGAUGCUCUGGUGUCUACUCUGCAGGCUCUGGAAGCCCUAGCUGCUUCAGAGGAUGGACCUCACCCCCCACCCCCACAGACUGCAG
Molecule: messenger RNA, 2455 nt
Organism: Phodopus roborovskii (desert hamster)
Lineage: Eukaryota; Metazoa; Chordata; Mammalia; Rodentia; Cricetidae
Gene: Frmpd3
Product: FERM and PDZ domain containing 3
Exons: 14
Cellular component (GO): cytoskeleton
Molecular function (GO): protein binding
Source: RefSeq, a predicted model, not a curated record